Messenger RNA from Penaeus indicus, 474 nucleotides. RefSeq names its product CD209 antigen-like. The record is from RefSeq and is a predicted model, not a curated record. Lineage: Eukaryota; Metazoa; Arthropoda; Malacostraca; Decapoda; Penaeidae. The transcript is spliced from 5 exons. The coding region runs from base 1 to 474 and encodes 157 amino acids.
AUGAAGAUUCUCUCUGUGAUUAUUGCUUCCUGUGUAAUGGUCUGCUCUGCGCAAGUGACCAAUCCAUGUCCCACGGGUUUUGAGGUCUUCUGGUAUGACUCUAUAGCCCCCGUGUGCAUCAAAUUCGCCAUGUACGUUAAAGGAACCUGGGAAAACCUGCGUGCGAUGUGCCAGGCAGAGGGCGCUGAUCUGGCUGUGUUAAAAGACGACCUUCAUUACCAGGUCGUCCAGUAUAUCAAUAGUCAUCCGGACCUGAUGGACGAAGCUUUCUGGAUCGGCGGGACAGAUGAGGGUCAUGAGGGAAGCUGGGUCUGGGCAAUCAACAACGAGGCAAUGGACAUGCUCACCCCUCCCUGGUACCCGGGGCAGCCCAACCACGGAACGGCUGCGAAUUAUGCCUGCCUCUACACACCCGACUUCAUGUUCCACAGCUGCGACAACGACAGGAAAAUUUAUGCUCUUUGUCAGAUCUAA